CUAGCAGCUGUGCAGUUAACUAGAAUCACUUUACGAUUCUAAUUAUAGAACCAGCCGUACGCACAAUUUGUGGUGGCAGUACGCAGAAACACGUGAAAUUGGUUAUAUCCAAGAAUGGCAAGCACUUACACAGUUGUUAAUUAAGCGAAUAAUAGAGUUAAGUGCGGUAUCUAGAACUUGAUGGUGGCUUGAAUCGCGUUUUCCGGGAAAUAUUUAGCUGUAACUUAUCGAAAAAAGUUUUGUUUUGCUAGGAAGUAGAUAAGGAAGGUGUCCAUUGUCACCUUGGCGAGCAUAGGAUUAGUACAACCCAUCAUGGUGACGUUUGGUACCAACCAAGGUCCUAUCGUACCGCGACAACGACAACCGAAAUCAACAGCUGCUCAGGAACGAUCGUUUACUCCUAAGGACCCAGCUCCUGUCUCAGAAGAAAGGGACGAUAUUCCGAAUCCGAACCAGUAUCAGCCGUUGGUGCCUCACCAGUACAGGACCAAGCUGUACUCUUUGAAGCCGUCGCCUAAUCUAAUACUAGGAACUCCACUGGACAUAAAAUACUCUCAGGGCUUGAACAAGUACACCUUCACAAAAAAAGAUCUGGCGAAGAGCCUAAAGCUAGGUCGAGACUACAAUGGGCCGCACAUUUUUGAAAAACAACCCUACGAAUUCUCAUUGGAGAAAAAAACCUACCUCAAACCUGUCAAAUCCGCUUACUUUGAUCAAGCAGUGGACCGAAGCGACAACGUCAAAGUAAAAUACGUGCCACAGAUUGGUAUUGUCUAUUCAGCAGGUGUUAGAUAUUACGUACCACAGUUCUUUUUAUAUAAUGUCAAACCGUUGAGGCAACCUGAAGACGAAAAUUCGGUAUAUGACGUAAAUGAUGUGAAAUAUUAGAAGAAAAGUUUAGUUGAUUAUAUAAAUUCAGUGCCAAACAGUUUUAUUAAUUCCGCAGUAUUGUGUGCGUCAGUAUACUCAAAAUUUCUCAUAGAAUCUGGAGCUGAAAGCAGAGUUUAGUGUAGGUAAUACUCAUGUAUGUAAAUACAAGACGAAUUUAAGUGACAGUGUGUGCCAGAAGUUCAUACAUUUACAAUUUCAUUUUGUUUUCCUAUAGAAUCGAAAACGUUCAGUCUCACAGUUCUUUCCGUUCUUCUGUGCCACGAAAGUUCAUCUAUGUCUAUCAGAUUUUCAAAUGAACACACUUCUUGUGGCCUCAAUAACUGUGAUUUUAUCUGUCAAUUCCUGUUUCCCUAGAUAUUAGACUGUCAAAUUAUACAGUAUAUGUUACCACGACAUGACAACACUGAUUCAAAUAUAUGUGAGAUUUAUGAUUUGUAAACCCGGGAAUGCUUGAGUUGCAGUUAGACUAUGUCCGAUAAAUAGGCAGCAGUGUUGCCAUUUAUACUCCCUGUGCCUGAUAUUAUUUUAACUUAACGGUGUAUGGACUUUUGGCCCAAACUGUAAGUGUAUGUACAUUUUAUAUAAUAAGCAUGAUAAAAAUACCUCACUCAAAGGUCAGUUAGAUGUAAGAGUACCGGUUUAACUUACUUUUUGAAUUUUAAGAACAGAACAUAAAAACAAAAGCCUCAUACCAGUCGUAAACUUGCCGUACUUGUUUGUGUAUUUUGUACUUGAAAUCACCCCAGUGUCAUAUUUUUUAUGAUACUACUUAUGUAAAUAAUUUUGUAAUAAAAUUUUUAUUUAUA
Molecule: messenger RNA, 1697 nt
Organism: Acanthoscelides obtectus
Lineage: Eukaryota; Metazoa; Arthropoda; Insecta; Coleoptera; Chrysomelidae
Source: the annotation of a GenBank genome assembly